Molecule: messenger RNA, 2118 nt
Organism: Truncatella angustata
Lineage: Eukaryota; Fungi; Ascomycota; Sordariomycetes; Amphisphaeriales; Sporocadaceae
Product: RXT2-like protein
Exons: 5
Coding region: 292-1704 (470 amino acids)
Biological process (GO): negative regulation of silent mating-type cassette heterochromatin formation; negative regulation of rDNA heterochromatin formation
Cellular component (GO): Rpd3L complex; cytosol
Source: RefSeq, a predicted model, not a curated record
UGCUUAGAACCACGGCACUUUGCUACUCCGUCCUCCCACCAUUCACACUUCACCCUUCACCCUUCUACCCUCGAUCUAGCGAGCCACCUUUGCGACCGAGACACCACCUCUACUCGAACCCCGUCCUCGACCAGAGCUAUACCGCAGCGUAUUCCUUGCCUUGUCGCCUGGACACGCUUACGUACCAUCUCCCAAAACCUCACCUACAUCGGUGCUGGAAGCACGCUCGGCCUCCCCCAAGACUCGCCAUAGGACGCUCGACGGCGCAGGCACGCUCGCAGUUUGCCCACCAUGUCUCAACAAGCUCUUUUCGCAGACACUAUAAUAGCCAUGAAGAAGGCCAUGAAGCGGAGAGCAUACGAAUCCGAAGACUCAGACGACGAUAUCAACUACAGAGGCAAUCGCGGCCAAAAGCUCAACAAGAGGGCUCGCUUUGCGCGCGAAGGCCAAUUAGCCCCGGGCUCAGGGCCAGAAGUUUACAAAGAGGUCGUCGAGCAUGCCGGCUACACACGCGCAAUCAUAAGCCGGAACCCUCCUUUGGUAGACGACGAGGGCUACGAACCCGAGAGCGACGACGAAGACUACGAGCAGCGCAUGCAAGAUAUCGUAGAGACAGCCGCCCAGUUCAACCCGUACGCAAAUGUGCGGCUCGAGAAUAUUCUGGCACCACUCACUGCUGUCACCGAGCUUCCUUCGCAUCCAACCCUCUCGCGCCCAUAUACCUCGAGAACCCUGGUCGAUCUGACAAUACAAGCCCGCGACAUCAUGUACAAGGAGAACACUGCCCUAUGGAACAUCAAGCACCUGCACACAAAACUCGUCGGAGAUCACAUCUGGGUGCCGACCGAGAUGAUGGAGACACCCAACGACAUUCACUUCUUCCAAGAGCCCGCACUCCCGAACGGGCUGAGCCUUGGUCAGCCAUCUGUCAAGUCCGAUGCUAGUAUGCUCCUUUUGGACGCCGCCCCCGCCGCGAGCACCCACGGCCAACCGUCCACGAACGGUGAAGAAACUUCUGUUUCCAACAAGGAUGUGACGAUAGACGAGGAGACUGCGGCGGACGACGAGUCGAAACCCAGCGCAGGAGAGGACAUGAACCGAGAAGGCGACCACGUGGACAGUGAUUCCAAAAUGGAGGAGGCUAGCGGGACAUCCGAAGUCGAGAUUAAGAAGCCGAAAACGAGCUCAAAAAAACCAUUGACCAACGGUGCUCUAAGAAAAGCGGAACAGAAUGGGGUGUCUAGUCAUGACCACGCACUGCAAAGAACAAUGAACGGCAGUGAGAUCAACCUACCAGGAAGCGCCCCCAUGUCGAUAGCCUCUGUGGAUGGACUAGACGACAUGUUCAUACAUCCCAUAUUCUUGGCACCAAAAUCAUCCAAGCCAGAACGCGACUUGAGCAUACCAGAGCAGGAAGCUGAGGACCUUCGGCGACUACUGCAGGCCUAUUGCCAGAAGCAGGAAGAGGUAUGCCGAGGCACGAAGCGACUACACGAGGGUCUGCUGCGAGCUGAACGAUUACGGAAAACGGUUAUUCAAUGGUCCAAGUACGAGGCGCACGUCGGACCGAACCGGGACAUGUCCGACGGCGAGGACUGGUAUGACAAAGAAGAAUGGGGCCUCGAGGAGGAUUUGAAGAAGGGCGCAGAUGAAGAGGAAGAAGACACCACAACACAGCCAAAGAAGACUCGGGCCAGGAAGUAGGGCUGCCGCCGGGGUCGCUCUCGGCUCGCAAGAUCUGGACAGACAUUGAAAUGAUGGGAAUGAACAAAGGCGUUUUUGUUUUUGUUUUUGUUUUGUGGCAUGGGAUGGGAUGGGAUGGAACUGAUUGAUUGAGCAUAUAGUGCGUGUGUGCGUGUGUGCGCCGGCGUUAUCGGCAUCCAAAAAUACCCGGGAACUUGUUUGGAUUUGUGCCAACAAAUAAACCCCCAACAUGAUCAGGAUGAUCAAUUCAAGAUAACUUUUACGCAGCACUCGCUAUCCUUCCGCAGCUGAUUUCGGCCUUUUGGGCAGUGCAAGAAAGUGCUUACAAGCAGUAUGACAUCAGCCACGGGUAUCGAGUUCCAUAUGAUCAAUCUAUUACCUACUCAGACAUGUCAGUCAGCAGCACAAGGCUUG